Messenger RNA from Tuber aestivum (summer truffle), 595 nucleotides. NCBI's taxonomy places the organism in Eukaryota, Fungi, Ascomycota, Pezizomycetes, Pezizales, Tuberaceae. The record is from the annotation of a GenBank genome assembly.
AUGGAGGAGUCGUCUUCGAGGUGAGUAUCCUGAAACAGGAAUGAAGUGUUACAAGAGCUGCUUCCCUGUCCCCCACCAUCAGUCUGGCUGUUGGUUAUGGAUUGGUUCGGUGUCGGUUCAGACCCCUCUCCCCCAUCCGGUUCUAGAUCCGGAUUGGUGAUGAAUAGUUUAUCAGGACUAAUGCGAUGGCAGGGCGACUGGAGGUCAUUCGAGUCAGGCCCAGGCUCGGAUGCUCCACUCUCUCCCUCACUACUAGAACACGAGUGGUAGGGUGCCGGGACGUCGGCGUAGAACCCCAGCCCGGGACGUGGGAUGCAUGGAACUGGGAGAGGAGGAGAACCGGAGUGCCUAAGCGCCUCGGGGAAGUUACACACACACCCAACCGGCAGAGUUUGCAUAUCGUUCUCCGUGACGAACUCGGGGCGUCGGACUUUGAGGCGUCUGAUGCAAGGUAUGUCCAGGGGGUAACUGGGGGAGGGGGGCAAUGUCAAUGAUUAGGUUGGCGGGAAUGAGCGGGGGCAGAUACUGAACUAGCCUUUCUGCUGUAGCGCUAGUUGUUGGUGAGGGUGGCAUCUCUUCCAUGACUGAGCCCUGA